ACUUCCAACUCAUCGUGUCAUUAUUGUCAAUUGUCAGUUCUUUCUAAUUUGCUCAUCAAAAAGUUAGGGCUCCAAAGUCUUAAUUCCAACAACAAGUCACUUUAAAAAAGUUUUAAGAAGUUGUUUCAGACUUUUUUAUCUAAAAUACACUUUCUAAAAUGUUUUUGUGGGACUGGUUUACGGGAGUGCUUGGAUAUCUAGGAUUAUGGAAAAAAUCUGGAAAAUUAUUGUUCCUUGGUUUGGAUAACGCUGGCAAAACCACAUUGUUACAUAUGCUUAAAGAUGAUAGAUUAGCACAACAUCUUCCAACUUUACAUCCUACAUCAGAAGAACUUUCAAUUGGUAAUAUGAGAUUUACAACUUUCGAUUUAGGUGGGCACGAUCAAGCUAGAAGAGUUUGGAGGGAUUAUUUUCCAGCUGUAGAUGCUAUAGUUUUUCUUAUUGAUGCUAAUGACAAAAGCCGGUUUUAUGAAAGUAAAAAAGAAUUGACUGCUCUUCUCACUGAUGAAACACUAGCGAACUGUCCAAUUCUCAUCUUAGGUAAUAAAAUCGACCUUCCAGCAGCCGCAUCAGAGGAUGAACUGAGAAACUUUUAUGAACUAUAUGGAGAAACUACAGGCAAAGGCAAAGUGCCCAGAAGUGAUUUACCAGGUCGACCUCUGGAACUAUUUAUGUGUUCUAUUUUAAAGCGUCAAGGAUAUGGGGAAGGUUUUCGUUGGUUAGCGCAAUACAUCGAUUAAAGUCGCUUUUUGUUCAACUUUAGUUUGAUGAUGUUAGGAUAUAUUAUUAGAUAUUAUCUUGACAUCACUAACAUUACAAAAUUCAAAUUGUUUGAGGUUUUUAAGAGAAAAAAAGAUAAGUUUUUGAAAAGCUUCACACAUUAAAAAAAAAACCGUGGCUAUAAUAAGAAAUUUUGGGGCUUAACAAUCAAUUAAUUUAUUUCAAAUGUGAGCUCUUGCUUUUUUUCGUACUAAAUAAAUCUCAAAUUUAUCUAAAUCAUUAAAAUCAUCCCUCAACUUUUACAUUUAGGUGAAUAUUUAGUGUAUUUUAAUUUGUUUGUUAAUUUUAUUGUAUAUUAUCAAAUAUAUUUGGAUUUGGAAUAUAAAAAUGUACUUUAAA
Diorhabda carinulata is the source of this 1119-nucleotide messenger RNA. RefSeq names its product GTP-binding protein SAR1b (gene Sar1). The coding region runs from base 159 to 740 and encodes 193 amino acids. The transcript is spliced from 2 exons. Gene Ontology annotation, molecular function: GTP binding; GTPase activity. Lineage: Eukaryota; Metazoa; Arthropoda; Insecta; Coleoptera; Chrysomelidae. Gene Ontology annotation, cellular component: endoplasmic reticulum exit site; COPII vesicle coat. The record is from RefSeq and is a predicted model, not a curated record. Gene Ontology annotation, biological process: intracellular protein transport; endoplasmic reticulum to Golgi vesicle-mediated transport; vesicle organization.